AUGACAACUGCUGGAGCUGAAACUUGUUUUGAGAGCGUGUGCGUCGCUGAGGAUGGAGGCACAGUUGAGAUGGUGUUGACGCUGCUCCCAGAAAUCAUCAUGUUGAUGCUGCGGCAGAGGCGACCUAUCGAACACCUGGUGGGUGAAGUGUUGAUGGCAUUGUCCUCUGUGCUUGAGAUAGCUGAUGCUGGUGUGGGCAGUGGCAUGACGGUCAUUGCUAGUUGCACGAUGGUUGAUGUCGCGGUCGUCGAAGAGGAUGUUGGUGCCGUUGGACCACGUGACCGCGCACUUGUCGAUGGCACCGAGCGUCGUGGUGGUGGCGGAUCUGGGCGCUGGAAGCAGAGCAGUCGGUGUCGACCAGGAGGUCGGUGCAGCGGUGGGUUCGGCUGGCGCAUCGAUGGCACCGAGCAUGGUGGUGGUGGUGGUGUAGGCGCUGCAGUCCGUGCCGGGGUGGAUGGUGGCGCCGCAACUACCGGCGCAGCAGUCGGAGUCGAGGACGCCGGUGAAGUGGGCGAAGACGAGGGCGUGGACGACCGUGUCGCAGAUGCGAGGGUCUUGAGGGUGCUACACAUCCCCGCGUUCGCUUCCUCCAUCAUCAGCAACAGGCGAUGCAUCUGCGCCUCGAGCCCGACGAUGGCGGAGACGGACAGUGUAGAUCCGGCCCUACCAAGACACCUAGUAGCAGAUCCACACGAUCUCGACGAGCACGGCGAUUUCCUCGAUCGAUGGCUCCGGUACCAAAUGUCACGAUCCUGGAUAACUAAGGGUUUUGCCGGCGAACACGCACGGCGAAGAGCACGGUGGUGCCGUCUCAAGCAGAGAAGCUAG
This is a messenger RNA of Miscanthus lutarioriparius, 828 nucleotides long. The record is from the annotation of a GenBank genome assembly. Lineage: Eukaryota; Viridiplantae; Streptophyta; Magnoliopsida; Poales; Poaceae.